Molecule: messenger RNA, 333 nt
Organism: Paramuricea clavata
Lineage: Eukaryota; Metazoa; Cnidaria; Anthozoa; Malacalcyonacea; Plexauridae
Source: the annotation of a GenBank genome assembly
AUGCGGAAGCAAGAAAAUGAGUCAAGCGACAGCCAAUUACAAACCUGCCACCGUCCAGCAAGUGGUGAUACAGUAUUACUUACCAGUGAUGAAGACAAAUCUAUGAGUACAAAUGAAGAAGAAUCUAAGAAUACAAAUGAAGAAGAAUCUAUGAGUACAAAUGAAGAAGAAUCUAAGAAUACAAAUGAAGUAGAAUCUAAGAGUACAAAUGAAGAAGAAUCUAAGAGUGUAAAUGAAGAAGACAGGGCUGAAGGGCAAAUGUACAUUGAAGAAAAGAUCCAUCCUGUCAACACAGAAAUAUAUUAUGGUCCUAAGCAGAACGAAGCAGUAUGA